AUGUCCCCCAAGAUCAACGCUCAGAUUUCUCCCCAGCCCUGUCCCCACUUGGCCGAGUUCCGCCGCACAUCCACCAAGCCAUUUCUCGCUCUCCACAACUGCCUCCGGGUCAAGCCUCCAGGCGGCCGCGCCGCUCUCCGCCGCGAUCCCGACGAGGUCCCCCGCUGCAGCGCCUGCGGCCUCUCCGCCCCCUCCCGCCUCUACGCCUGCGUCACGUGCGCUGCCGUGUCCUGCCACUCAUCGGCGGCCGGCGGUCCUUCCCACGCCGCCGCUCACGCCGCCUCAAUGCCGCCGGGUCACCAGAUCGCCGUCGACGUCGACCGCGCGGAGCUCUUCUGCUGCGCGUGCCGCGACCAGGUCUACGAUUGCGACUUCGACGCCGCCGUGGUGAUUGCUCAGACCACCGCGUCCACUCUCGGAACCGAUCCUCCGCUGGCGAUCCCCUCGCAUCAGCCGGAGAAUCUCCGGAAGAAACGGCGAGUGGAUUAUCGGCCUUGGGCGCCGGAUCUGCGCGAGCGCGCUCUGAUCGGGAGCUGCUCUGCACCGAUCGUCGGCGAUGGUGCCGAUCCUUCGCUGGAUUUGCCGCGCGGAUUGCGUGGACUGAACAAUUUGGGAAACACAUGCUUCAUGAACUCGGUGUUGCAAGCGCUGCUUCACACGCCGCCGUUGCGAAAUUACUUUUUGAGCGAUAGGCAUAAUCGGUUUUUCUGUCAGAAAAGGAACAACGUUGACGGAGACGGUGGUGCUGCUGGGAAGAGAAAUGGCGGCAUCAAUGGGAACAAGAAUGCGCGAAUAUGCUUAGCUUGCGAUAUGGAUUCUAUGUUUUCUGCUGUGUUUUCUGGAGAUCGCGUUCCCUAUAGUCCCGCUAAGUUUUUAUACAGUUGGUGGCAGCACGCAGCCAACCUUGCCAGUUAUGAACAACAGGAUGCGCACGAGUUUUUCAUUUCCAUGCUUGAUGGUAUCCAUGAGAAGGUGGAGAAGGGUCGGCGUAAGCCACAUAGUGAAGGCAAUGGUGACUGUUGUAUUGCUCAUAAAGUAUUCUCUGGUAUCUUGCGAUCAGAUGUUACAUGUAUGGCCUGUGGUUUCACAUCAACUACUUAUGACCCAUGCAUAGACAUCUCACUGGACUUGGAACCGAAUCAAGGGAGUUCUAACAAAAUGGGUACUGCAACAUCAAAUCAUUCUUGCAAUGGUGAGGCUGAUUGCAUGAAUUCAAGCCAAAACUUUGGAACAUCUACCUUGAUGGGAUGCUUGAAGAGAUUUACAAGAGCAGAGAGAUUGGGUUCUGACCAAAAGUUUUUCUGCCGGCAGUGUCAGGUGAGGCAAGAAACACUCAAACAGAUGUCAAUAAGGAAACUUCCCCUUGUUUCUUGCUUUCAUAUAAAAAGAUUUGAGCAUUCUUCAACAAGAAAAAUGUCCAGGAAGGUGGAUCGCUACCUACAAUUCCCAUUUUCACUGGACAUGUCACCGUAUCUCUCAUCAACAAUUUUAAGGAGUCGAUUUGGGAACAGGAUCUUUCCUUUUGAUGGGGAUGACCCUGAUGCUUCAGAUGAGUUGUGUUCAGAGUUUGAGUUGUUUGCCGUUGUCACGCACACUGGUAAGCUGGAUGCUGGGCAUUAUGUUACUUAUCUGCGAUUAAGCAAUCGAUGGUACAAGUGUGAUGAUGCUUGGAUUACUCAAGUUGAUGAGAACAUUGUGAGGGCUGCACAGUGUUACAUGAUGUUCUAUGUACAGAAGAUGCUUUACUAUAAAGCAACUGAUAAACAGGUCGCCUCUUGA
Sphenostylis stenocarpa is the source of this 1779-nucleotide messenger RNA. NCBI's taxonomy places the organism in Eukaryota, Viridiplantae, Streptophyta, Magnoliopsida, Fabales, Fabaceae. The record is from the annotation of a GenBank genome assembly.